Messenger RNA from Megalops cyprinoides (Indo-Pacific tarpon), 3879 nucleotides. RefSeq names its product zinc finger protein 296 (gene znf296). Gene Ontology annotation, biological process: positive regulation of transcription by RNA polymerase II. The record is from RefSeq and is a predicted model, not a curated record. Gene Ontology annotation, molecular function: RNA polymerase II cis-regulatory region sequence-specific DNA binding; DNA-binding transcription factor activity. NCBI's taxonomy places the organism in Eukaryota, Metazoa, Chordata, Actinopteri, Elopiformes, Megalopidae. The transcript is spliced from 3 exons. Bases 233 to 2218 code for a protein of 661 amino acids. Gene Ontology annotation, cellular component: nucleus.
CGUGUUGUCCCAGCCCCUGCUUUCCUACGCUGCGGGGACAGUGUGGUCUGAACUUGAUCGCAGGGUGAGACCGAGCGAGGAUUUUCAGACGACGGCCGUGUCUCGCAAGAUAGCCGGAGCGGACAAUUAGGACCGAUCGCUUACGCAAAAGGAGCCAUUUCAUUUGUACUCUAGCUGUGGUUACGGAGUUAAGUAACUCCUAAACCUUAUCCCUGGCGAAAAGAGUAACGUUAUGUCCAGACGUAAGCUCGGUAGCCGACCGCAACACCUGAGUGCAAUUCAAGAUGCUUCAGAGCCUAGUGACAUCACCAGCUCACCUUUGCAUGAUGAGGCAGUGGAGUUGGAGGUCGGGGGUCGUGACCUUCUUACCUGUGGACCAUGUGGCCAGGCCUUCCCCCUUGCUCACAUCCUGGCCUUCAUCCAGCACAAGCAGGGGGGCUGCGGAGUGGGCAGGACCGGACCCCAGGGCCACACCCCUCCAUCCCCAGCCAAUCGCACGCUGAGACGGAGCCCCCCGGCUGCCCCUCGGGCACGGCUGGAGGCGGGGUUUGUGGAGCUGAAGAGAGUGACCGACAGGGGCUGGGGGGAGGAGCCCGGCGUGAAAUUGGAGCCCCACCGAGCAGUUACAGAGGAGCCCUCCUGCUUCACCUGCCAGGUGUGUGAGGGUGUAUUUCCCAGUGCCUGGUCCCUCCUACAGCACGCCCAGCACACCCACGCCCUCAGCCUGUACCAGGAGGAGGGGACAGAGGAGCAGCAGCCAGCCCCCACUGGUACCCUGGACCCCCACCACCUGGGCCACACCCUGGCCUCCGCCUUCCACCCCGCCUCCCUCGGCCUGGCCCGGGCCCGAGAUCACCCCCACAGCAGCGGCUCGACCUCCUCGGGCCAGGACACGCGGACCUUCAACUUCUCCGUGCGCCUGCGUGAGCUGGCCGACGUCAGCGCCGGAGGGGUGGUGCCCUCCCCCUCCCCGUCCCCGCCGGCCGCCGCCCCCUUCCCCCACGCCCCGCCCCAGCAGGGGCUGUUCAGCUGCGAGCUGUGCGGCCAGUGCUUCCAGUCGCUGCGCAGCCUGUCCGCGCACCGGCGGACCCACGCAGGGGAGAGGCCCUACCGCUGCGGCCUGUGCGACCGCGCCUUCGCCCAGAGCGGCGAGCUGGCCCGCCACAUGAGGACGCACAGGCGGGGCGGGGCCUGGGUGGGGCAGGGGGAGGAGGGGGUGGAGGAGGCCGGGGAGCUCAUCCUGAAGGCCCGGCUGUCCCAGGAGACGCCGGUUGAGGGGUCGGUCAGCGAGCAGAGGGAGAGGGAGACCCCUGAACUCGACCUCUCCAAGCACGCGCCCGGGGCGGGGCUGAUCCUGCUGUCCAGUCAGGGCCUGGGCUCCGGCGGCGCGGCCGGGAGGAGGGGCCUCCUGGGCUUAUUCCAGCCGCAGGGCGGGACGGGGGAGGGCGAGGGGGAGGGGCCGGGCGAGCCGCAGCAGCCCUCCCCCUGCGGCAGCCCCUCGGAGGGCUCGCUGGACAGCGGCGAGACGGGGGCCAGCGGCGAGAGCGGCAUCGCCAGCGGGGACUGCACCCCGAAGCGGCAGGAGAGGGAGGAGCGGCCACGCGAGUGGGAGAGCGAGCGGGACGGGGAGCGCGAGUGGGAGGGCGUGCCGGAGUGGCGCCGCGAGGGCGAGCCGAAGCGGGGCGGGGCGGGCAGGAAGAAGAAGGAGGAGGCCUGCGAGUUCUGCGGCAAGCGCUUCCGCAACAGCAGCAACCUGACGGUGCACCGCCGCAGCCACACGGGCGAGCGGCCCUACCACUGCAACCUGUGCAGCUACGCCUGCGCCCAGAGCAGCAAGCUGACGCGUCACAUGAAAACGCACGGCGCCCGCGGCUCCCGGCCCGCCUUCUUCUGCCGCCUCUGCCGCGUGCCCUUCACCGUCUACGCCACGCUGGAGAAGCACCUGAAGAAGGCCCACGGGCUCAGCCACGCCGACGCUGGUGCCUUUGGCCACGCCGGUGCUGAUGGCAUCGGAGGCCCUGGGGCUGAGGGCGGCGUCAGCGUGGACCCUUGCACCGACGCUGGUGCCGCCACUGACGCCCAGCCCGACGCGGGCCUCAACGCCGAGGAGUCCGGAGAAGCUGGUGCCGAGUCCGACGCCCACGUCAGCCCGGAGGCGGGCGAGGAGAACGCGGCCUGUCUCGCUGCCGAUGUUUCCACGGAGCCCGGCCUGGCCUAGGCGUAAACCGCGGGGUCUCCCGUCCCAGACACGGUUCCGCCACUGGACCCGAGGGACGGAGCCCGGGCCGAGCUUCUCAAACCCAACACCAGCACCAGCGCACGAGCACCAGAACACACCCCUCUCUGCUGCCCCUGAGGUUAGCCAGACUGAAGCUCUCCUGUGUGCAAAGCACUUCAAUGUGGAGCGCAACAUGGCAACCGCUGCUGGUUAUUAUGUUAGCUUCAUCAGUGCAAUAAUAAAGCACAUCCAGUCAUCAGAGAAAGUCUCAGCACCAGUGUCAUAGUUAUCAGGGUACAGUCUUAUUUGCUGGAAGGCACUGUGGCUGAACACACAGAAACUGCAUGGGAAAUGUUCAGGAAGCCUCAUCUGCUCUUUGGCAGUCUGCAGGGAAAGACAGGGCUCAGGAUGUGAUGGGGUGUGGGUCGCCCCCGUCUCCCACACAAUGGACAGAGAGGUUACCCUUUGUGUCCUAUUUUUCAGUCAAAAAGGCAACCAGCUUCACAAACUCUUUUCUGACUGACAGAAGACUACUGCAGAGGUGGCGCAAAAGCAUCGCUUUAUUUUGUCCUUUUUUUGAGGGGGUGUCUUCUCUGGUUGAGGAGUUUCACUGGUCCCUCUGAGGGACCAGGUGCUUCACGUUGGAACUCCCAGAAAGCAGCCAGGAAAAUCAACGCAAACGGGGAAAAAUGGAAUCGGUUUGUGUUGCUUCCUCAUUCAGGGGCCUUUGGGCAAGGCCGCCAUACUGUGACAUUGCACUCCUUUAGUGAGAUUUAGGAGGAUAGCCCCUCCCACUGGGAUUUUAAAAGGCACACUCCCAAUAUAAUGUCCUGCCUGUGGUUUUGUUUUGUUUUUUUAUUUUGUUUUUUUGACGACUUCUCAAGUCAGGCCUACUGAUGUCUUCAUGGCCUUCUAUGCAUUGGAGAAAAACUGCUGUCACAUACUGUCCACUGAAAGAGAAAAACGGGUGUAUGAUUUUUGUACUUCAAUUAUAUAUACAUAUAAUGUGUAUAUGCGCUGAACUGCUUGAUCACAUAUGCAUGAUUUGCUUACAGGAAUGUAAUGUAAGGAUUAUUUGUACUUAUUAAUGAUGCUGCAUGACAGUUGCAAAGUAAAUGAAUCUGUCUGUAUGAGCAGCAAGGGGAGGGGGAGGGUGGUUAAAACAUGGCAAGCGGAAAGCUAUUGUAGUUACUUGUGAACUUGUUAGCCCCACUGGCUAAGCACUUGUCUGUUUGUCUGUCUAUCUGUUGCAGUGCACAUGCAGGGAACCUUUUUUUUUACUAUUGUAAAAAGCUGUGUAACUAUAACUUUUAUUUGUACACUGAUGUCAGGAACUCUUGUUUUUGGUCACAUUAAAAUGUGACAUUGGAAGCAGUUAGGAAAUGAAUAAAAAUGAGAUUAAUUGACUGAAUGUUAUGCUUUUUUCAGGGACCAGUGCAUUGUAGGUCUUAGAUUAAUAAAUGCAAAUAAAAGUAGUUGUUAUUGGUGGUAGUAGUGGUUAUGGUGGUGGUGUUAUGAUUGUGAAAUCAGUCUGCUGUAUCUCCUUAUUUUUGGUCCUUUUAUUUCCCAGAAUCCCUCUGUGUCGUGUCCUCAUUGUUUCUGCCUGAUGUGAAUCUGCAGGCUCCUGACUCCUGUAAACCCUGUACUGAAAAUGUUAAAGA